AUGAAGAUGCUCCAGCCAUUCUUAAUUGGGCAGCUGAUCGCCUACUUUUCUCCAUCGUCUGUAAUGUCUGAUACCGAGGCCUACCUGUACGGUGUCUGUCUGAGCGUCACCGCCAUGCUGCAGGUGUUUUGUAACCCAUUCUACUUCUACAUUAUGGCUCGGGUAGCCAUGAGAAUGAGGGCGGCCAUGUCUGGUCUCAUAUACAGAAAGAUCUUGGACAUGAAUAGUAAAAGUUUUUCACAAACAACAUCAGGGAAGAUAGUAAACCUCCUCUCAACAGAUGUUGAAAAGUUCACUCUUAGCGUGCCCCAUGUACACUAUUUGUGGAUCUGCCCAGUGAACAUAACCGUGUCGGCCUACUGCAUGUACCGCCUGGUGGGGGUAUCCUGUAUGUUCGGCUUCGCACUGGCGGCUGUCCUGCUCCUAGCACAGACUAUAGCGGGACAUGCGUACGGUAAGCUGAGGAUCCAGGUCGGCAAGUGGUCAGACAAGCGAGUGCACGUGAUGACCGAGCUGCUGGCGGGCAUCAGGGUCGUGAAGAUGUACUGCUGGGAGGCGCCAUUCAGCUGGCUCAUCAACGCCCUCAGAGACAAAGAAGUUCGAGUCUUAAAGUGGUCCUUCGUUCUCCGCUCUCUCAGCAUCUACUCGGCCGAGGCAGCCUCUCGUAUGAUGGCUCUCGCCAUAUUCGUUGGUCACUGGCUGUGUGGGUAUCCCCCGAUAUCUCUACGCAACGUAUUCAUUGUAAAUGGCUUGCUGCAAGUCAUGAACUUCUCCGUGUUCUAUUUCUUCUACGCUGCUGUGGAAUCACUCACAGAACUUCUAUCUUCGCUCAAACGAAUCAAGAACUUCCUUUCAAUCGAGAUAGAACCACCAUCGCCGAACCACAUGACACCAGAAUCAGACGGUGAUGGCGGCUGGUCAAUCCAGACAACCAACAUGUCAGCAUGUUGGGAUUAUACAAAUGAAGCGCCCGAAGAAGGGAAGUUACUGCUGGACACUGAGAUAGACGCAGGUGCCUCUUUCUCCCUGAAGGAUUUAACUCUGACAAUUCAAAAGGGAGAGUUAGUUGCAGUCGUGGGAACGGUAGGCGCGGGGAAGACAUCCUUGCUGGCAGCGCUGAUGGGGGAUCUGCCCUCCUCGCACGGGCACAUCAGCAUCCGUGGUUCUGUCGGCUACUUCUCGCAACAACCCUGGGUGUUUUCCGGAACAGUCCGGGAUAACAUUGUGUUUGGUGACGAGUUCGACUCCAAGCGGUAUGAGAAUGUGAUCCAGGCAUGCGCUCUCACUAGGGAUCUGUCGAUGAUGUCGCAUGGAGACCAGACCCUUGUGGGGGAGAGGGGGCUGUUGCUGAGCGGGGGACAGAAGGCCAGGAUAACGCUAGCAAGAUCUGUGUAUAGAGACGAUGAUGUCUACCUACUCGACGACCCGCUCAGUGCUGUUGACCCCAAAGUGGGUAAACAUAUAUUUCACAGUUGUAUAUGUGAUGUUCUGCAGAGUAAAACACGCGUACUCGUAACUCAUCAGCUUCAGUACCUCAAAUUCGUUGACCGGAUCGUUGUGAUGAGUGAGGGUCAAAUAUUGGACAUCGGAAACUAUGAUGAACUCUUAUCCCGCGACCUUGACCUCUCAGUCAUCAUGUCGGUAAUGACAGACGAACCAAAUGACCCGGAUGUCCCUUACAGUAACGACAAGGAUGAGAAAAUCAAGUUUAAGUUAUCCGAUACAGCGGAAGAACUGGAAGAGGAACAGAGAGGCACAGGGUCUAUUGGUCUCCACCUUUACCUUCAAUACUUCAAGGCUGGACACGGAGUCAUCCUUCUGCCCCUCAUUACUCUGCUCUGUGCAACCUACCAGAGUAUGUAUGCCUUCAGUGACUGGAUGUUAGCACAGUGGUCUGAGGAUUCAUACUUAGCCUAUAUGGUCGAUGUCAACAUGUCCUCGAAUAGUUCCGUAAACCUGAAUAGUUCCCUGGCGACACGUCACUGGAACACAAUGGAGCCGGAGGUGAAGAAGUAUAUACUGUCCGUGGUUGCGUAUGUGUUUGUCAUGCUCGUAUAUGGCAUUCUCGUGUUCCAAAUGACGGUGCUGGCGUCGCAGAACCUGCAUAAUAAGAUGUUCCGAUUUAUUCUUGGAUCCAGAACUAGAUUCUUUGAUGAAAAUCCUGUGGGUCGCAUUCUCAACAGAUUUGCUCGAGAUAUCGGUUUAAUAGAUACUUCAUAUGGAACCCAUUUCUCAACGAUUGUAGAGCAAUUCUUUCAGUUAUUGGUGUUGCUCAGUAUUACUUUGAUUGUCUCCCCUUGGUUGUUGAUACCAAUUGCACCAUUGCUAGUGUUCCUGGUGUGCAUACGAUAUUACGCCGUGCAGACAACACGAGAUAUUCGAAGACUUGAAGGAAUUGCCCAGAGUCCCGUCUUCUCCCACGUGUCCGACACAAUUAAUGGCCUUCAAACAAUCCGAGCCAUGGGGAAACAAGAGCAGGUCUACACCACCUUCGCCUCCUUCCAGAACACUCACACAAGUGCCUGGUUCCUCUACAUCUCUGCCUACCGCUGGUUCAGCAUGCGGUCGAGCUUCUCUCUUGCUCUCUACACCAUCAUAGUCAUCGCUGUGUGCAUCGCGCUAGGAAACAAUAUACCGCGGGUGCUGCUAGCCCUGUCAUUGUCCUACUGUUCUGCGAUUCCAGAACCAUUUGAAUACUUCAUGAGAACAUCAGCUGAAAUUGAAAAUAUUAUGACCUCUGUGGAACGCAUAGUAUCCUACACUACCCUAGAACAAGAAGGACCGGUUACCACGGCAACGCCACCUCCACCAACGUGGCCAUCCUCGGGCUGCAUCACCUUCACAGACGUCUGUCUUCGAUACACAGCGACCGGUGCCAUGGUUCUCAAACAUCUCAACAUACAUAUAGAAGCAAGGGAGAAGAUAGGCAUAGUAGGACGGACGGGGGCAGGCAAGAGUUCUCUCCUAGCGGCACUUCUCCGACUGGCCGAACCUGAGGGCGCUAUUAUCAUUGACGACAUCAACAUCACCGACAUCGGAUUGCAUGAACUACGGCAUAAACUGUCUGUCAUACCUCAGGACCCCUUCUUGUUCAGUGGAGAUCUGCGAAGGAACCUAGACCCAUUCCAGGAGUUUCCUGACAGUCUCAUAUGGGAUGCUUUACACCAGGUCCAGCUGGGAGACAAGGUGACCAGCUCACCCGGACAGCUGGACAUGGAGGUGGCCGAGGCAGGAGGCAACUUCAGUGUUGGGGAGAAACAGCUGAUAUGUCUGGCCCGGGCUCUGCUUCGUCGCAACACGAUUCUCAUCCUGGAUGAAGCCACGGCUAAUGUUGAUCACAAAACUGAUGAACUGAUACAGAGGACAAUUCGGGAUCAGUUCCAGCGCUGCACAGUGCUGACCAUCGCCCACAGACUCCACACCGUCGUGGACUACGAUAGAGUCAUCGUGCUUGAUGAAGGUGAGAUAAAGGAGUUCGACACCCCAUACACGCUGCUGAAGAACGAGGGCGGGUUUCUGUAUCAGCUUGUUAGUCAGAUGGGAACUGAACACAAGCAGGAACUACUUGCCAUAGCCAAGCGGGCAUUUAAAUCAAGGUGACGUUUGCCAACGAGAUCAAAUCGGAAUAACACCAUUCAGUUGAAACCCAUGGCAUUGUGAUGCUUGUUCGAGUGUCCACAAUCCUCAAAGUGUUUCCUUGUGACCUAGUGGUAACCAUAAGUCUGGCAUCACCAGAUU
Molecule: messenger RNA, 3738 nt
Organism: Haliotis rufescens (red abalone)
Lineage: Eukaryota; Metazoa; Mollusca; Gastropoda; Lepetellida; Haliotidae
Product: ATP-binding cassette sub-family C member 4-like
Exons: 26
Coding region: 1-3600 (1199 amino acids)
Biological process (GO): transmembrane transport
Cellular component (GO): membrane
Molecular function (GO): ATP hydrolysis activity; ATP binding; ABC-type transporter activity
Source: RefSeq, a predicted model, not a curated record